Messenger RNA from Aspergillus chevalieri, 534 nucleotides. RefSeq lists its product as uncharacterized. NCBI's taxonomy places the organism in Eukaryota, Fungi, Ascomycota, Eurotiomycetes, Eurotiales, Aspergillaceae. The coding region runs from base 1 to 534 and encodes 177 amino acids. The transcript has 4 exons. The record is from RefSeq and is a predicted model, not a curated record.
AUGUCCACCGAACAGCCUGAACUUACCAGGGUUGAUUCAGCCAUCGCAGGCUUGAGCACAUCCCCAAAGGACGAGAAACCUCCCACCGCAAAGAUCGAACAUAGGCGCAGGUCGUCGGUGGCAGAAGGUGUCUUCAACAUCAAGGACUUGGAGGCCCAACAGAUUGAGCUGGUGCUUCCAAUCGAGACGCAAAAGACUGGGUGGAAGCUCAAUACCUCGCCAAACAGCAUCGAAGACAAGGACAUACUCAAAUUGUACCUCGUCAAUCCUCCCGUCAAGAAGAUUGACCUUCACUUCCCACUGGGUUUGGAAGUAGCAGCUCGCAACAACAAAGGAGUCACCAUCAAGGAUGCGCUGGACGCCAUUUACAAGCAAUUCAAGAAGAAGUCUGAUGAUGAAAUGGAUGCUCCCUAUCUCGCUGGUUUCGAGUGGAACAAGAAAGAGUGCUGGACACGUCUGGUUGUCCACCAGAAGCCUCAGGGCCCAGUACAACAGUCACGCAAGAAGGGCAAAAAGGCAAAGGAAGAGGCAUAG